Messenger RNA from Fusarium proliferatum ET1, 1101 nucleotides. RefSeq lists its product as uncharacterized. The coding region runs from base 1 to 1101 and encodes 366 amino acids. The record is from RefSeq and is a predicted model, not a curated record. NCBI's taxonomy places the organism in Eukaryota, Fungi, Ascomycota, Sordariomycetes, Hypocreales, Nectriaceae. The transcript has 5 exons.
AUGACGGGCCGGGUUCCCAAUGUCUGGGCCGCCAUCAUCAUCCCCGUGCCCGCGAGUGCGCUCGCGCUGGUUCUGAGGAUCAAGGCGCGGCGCAUGACUAAGAUGGGCGUUGGUUAUGACGAUGCCUUGUCAAUCGCAGCUUGGUUUGUGGCUCUUGGUUAUGCAAUUCUUCUCAUCGUGUGGACUACAUGUUACUACAUGGGUCGCAAAAUCGGCCACUUCCCCGAAGACAAGAUCGAUCACAUCCUCGAGAAAUCUCACGAGAUCCUCUUUGCCAGCGAGAUUCUGUACUCAUGGUCAAUCUUUCUCAGCAAAAUGUCCGUGCUCACCUUUUACCGUCGCAUCUUCCAGUUCUCAUCCAUACGCGUACCCAUUAUUAUCUUGAUGGUAUGCUGUGGAUGCUGGAUCACCAUCCGGACCUUCAUGACCAUCUUCCACUGCAUGCCUGUGCAGGCGUACUGGGAUAAGUCGAUUGAUGGGAAGUGCAUGAAUAAUAUCGGACAAUAUUAUCUCGGGACUGAUUUGACGCAUUGUUUGAUGGAUUUUAUCAUUUUGGCUUUGCCGUUGUUUGAGGUUGUGAGGAUGAAGUUGAUACUGGGGCAAAAGAUUGCUGUCAUUGGUAUUUUCAGUCUUGGUUCAUUGGUCGGUAUUGCUUCCAUCUUUCAGAUCGUCGAGGCCCAAAAAUACACCUCCAACUCACGAGAAUUCCCCUACGACUUCUCCCUCGCCAUGGUCUGGGCCAACGUCGAAGUCCACCUCGCCGUCUUCACCAGCUGUCUCGCUCUUCUACGCCCCAUAUUCCGCAAAUUCAUCCCAGGCUUAUCCUCCGGCAACACCACCUAUCCCGCCAACGGCCUCAGCCACGCCUCAAACACCUACACCAACUCCAUCGCCCUCCGCCGCUCCCGCAGCCCUCGGGACGUCGAGGAGGUCAUUGAGGGACAGCGUGCGUACGCCUAUCUGGACUACGACGCAAUCAGCUUACCAGGCGCCAAAGACGUCAACUCCAUCUCGCGACUGCAGGAGCGUGAGCAUCAUACACCUAGCAUGACUGAGUCUGGCGGUAGAGGUUCCCUGUCGUCGCAGAAUAGUGUCCGAUGA